AUGGCCAGCCAGUUAUGCUUCCCUGUCGCUCCCCACCUCUCGUCCUCAAAACCCUUGAAGCCACACUUCGGAGUUCAACUGGGCCUCUGUGUGGCGAUCCAGCGCAGCGACGGACGGAUCCACCACGCUGUGGUGACCGAGAUCAAAAGAGAAAAUGCUUGGGUCGCCGUAGAGUGGGUUGAAAAAGGAGUCAAAAAAGGCAAGAAGGUUGAUCUAGAGACCAUAUUCCUACUGAAUCCAGCUCUGGUUUCUGUUGAACAGCCCCCACCGUCCAGGUCAUUGCCCUCCUUGUCUCUAGGGCCCUCUUCGGCCAUCGGGGACCAGCGCAAAGCCACGCAGUGGAUUGCAACAAUCCCCCAGAAAAACGAAACGCCCUCAGGGGACAGCCUGACUGUGAGAGUCCCCAGCAAUCCUUGCCUGAUGAAGCAGAAAAAGUCUCCCUGCCUUCGGGAAGUUGAGAAACUGCAAAAGCAGCGGGAGAAGCGCAGGCAGCUGCAGAUGGAGAUCAGAGCCCAACGUGCCCUCAGAGUCAACACGGGAAAUCCCAACUACGAGAUGUUGCGCAUGAUCGAAGAGUACCGCAGGCACCUGGACCUCAGCAAGGUGUCCCUCCUGGAACCGCGGGAAGACCAUCGCAUCUGCGUCUGCGUGAGAAAGCGGCCUCUCAGCCAGCAAGAGACCACCAUGAAGGACCUGGAUAUCAUCACCAUCCCCUCCAACAACGUGGUCAUGGUACACGAGUCCAAGCAAAAGGUGGACCUCACUCGCUACCUGGAGAACCAGAUCUUUUGCUUCGAUCAUGCCUUCGAUGACACCGCCUCCAACGAGUUAGUGUACCAGUUCACUGCCCAGCCACUGGUGGAGUCCAUCUUCCGCAAGGGCAUGGCCACCUGCUUUGCCUAUGGGCAGACGGGCAGUGGGAAAACGCAUACGAUGGGCGGAACUUUUUCUGGAAGGGACCAAGAUUGUUCUAAAGGCAUUUAUGCCCUGGUGGCGCAGGAUGUCUUCUUCCUACUCAAAACCUUGACUUAUGAGAAGCUAGACCUCAAAGUCUAUGGGAGCUUUUUUGAGAUUUACGGGGGCAAGGUUUAUGAUUUGUUGAACUGGAAGAAGAAGUUGCAAGUCCUUGAGGAUGGCAAUCAGCAAAUCCAGGUGGUCGGGCUGCAGGAACAGGAGGUAUGUUGUGUGGAGGACGUGCUGCACCUCGUGGAACUAGGGAACAGCUGCCGGACUUCAGGACAGACCUCUGUCAACGCCCACUCUUCCAGGAGCCACGCCAUCUUCCAGAUCAUUCUAAAGUCGCGAGGGAAACUGCACGGCAAGUUUUCCCUCGUUGACUUAGCUGGGAACGAAAGGGGAGCAGACACUGCCAAGGCCAACCGGAAAAGGCAGCUGGAAGGGGCGGAGAUCAAUAAGAGUCUCCUGGCUCUCAAAGAAUGCAUUCGGGCUUUGGGUCAGCACAAGUCCCAUACCCCAUUCAGAGCCAGCAAACUCACACAGGUGCUCCGGGACUCCUUCAUAGGCCAGAACUCCUCCACUUGCAUGAUUGCUACUAUUUCUCCAGGGAUGACCUCUUGCGAAAACACCCUCAACACUUUAAGAUAUGCAAAUAGAGUAAAAGAAUUAACUCUUGAUUUAAGGCCCCACCAUCGUUGUCUCUAUCCAGUUGGACAGGAGGUGCCUAAGAUGUUGGAAAAACACAUUAGAAAUUCAGAAAUGUCCUUUCAGAGGAAUAAAUUUAUUGAAAGACCUUGUAUACAGACUGAGGAGGAGGAAGAGACUAAAGAAAUGCAACCAGUAGCCACUCCAUUAAUGGAGGAUACAACGAGUUCUGGGAGGAAAUCAAGCCAAUGGCCAGGGACCAACAUCCAGGACACAGCCGAUGGGGUAAACUAUGAUGUUGAUCUUUGCAUUGCCCAGUUAUUGUCCAUUUUGGAGCAGAAAGUAGAUAUUCUGGCUGAGAUUCAAAAGAAACUGAAAUUAUUACGAGCUGACUUCCAAAAGAAGAGCAAGUCUAGUGAAGCCACUGGCAAGGGAUCAGACCUGAAAUGA
Molecule: messenger RNA, 2052 nt
Organism: Equus quagga
Lineage: Eukaryota; Metazoa; Chordata; Mammalia; Perissodactyla; Equidae
Gene: KIF2B
Product: kinesin family member 2B
Exons: 1
Coding region: 1-2052 (683 amino acids)
Biological process (GO): microtubule-based movement
Molecular function (GO): microtubule motor activity; microtubule binding; ATP binding
Source: RefSeq, a predicted model, not a curated record